AUGCCAGUGAUGGAGGUGGUGGCCAAAUAUGUAGGAUUAUUUUUGGGGAGUUUAGGCUGUGGGGAUGGAAAACUGAACUAUGCCCAAAUCAGUGUUGAGGUAUCAGUGACCUUCAGUGAUGUAGCUAUAGACUUUUCCAGGGAAGAGUGGGCCUUGCUGGACACAGCCCAGAGAAAGCUGUUCAGAGAUGUUAUGCUGGAGAAUAUCAAUCAUCUGGUGACUGUGGACAGGGGGGAGCUGUCUGAUCUCAUGUCCAGAUGCAUCUUGAGGAGCAGGGCUCCCAGGCUCUGUGAUCAAGAUAGCACUUGCCUGACUGUCACUGUGAAGGUAUUUCAUAGACGGAUUUGCAUCUAUAGUCAGUUGAAUGCAUCUUCCACUCAUCUACAAUCAACAAAGAAAAUUGCCCACAAAAAUGUAAGGAGGGUCUUCAUCCAAUUAGUUGGAGGUCUUAAAAGUCAAAACUGAGGAUUUCAAAAGUCAAAAAGAAUUUCUGCUUCUACUUCAGCCAUCCAGCUUCCACUGGGAAAUUCAGCUUUACCUUCAUAUGAGUCUCCAACUGAAAGUCUGCAAUACAGAAUUCAAACUGGGCAAUCACCAUGGUCACAUUGUGAAUCAAUUUCUAAAACAAAACUCUUAGUGUAUAUUGUAUCAGUUCUGUCAA
Choloepus didactylus (southern two-toed sloth) is the source of this 661-nucleotide messenger RNA. Its product is annotated as zinc finger protein 573-like. Bases 1 to 465 code for a protein of 154 amino acids. The record is from RefSeq and is a predicted model, not a curated record. The transcript is spliced from 4 exons. Gene Ontology annotation, biological process: regulation of DNA-templated transcription. NCBI's taxonomy places the organism in Eukaryota, Metazoa, Chordata, Mammalia, Pilosa, Megalonychidae.